AUGUCCCUGUUCUCCGUUAAUGCGAUUCUAAUCCUCAAUGCCGAAGAUGGUUCUCGAGUGUUCACUAAAUACUACUCUCCACCCCACCACAGCUCCUCAUCACCAGCAACGCCAUACCCAGAUCAAAAAUCUCAAAAAGCAUUCGAAAAAGGCCUUCUCGAGAAGACGCAAAAGCAAACCGCAGAUAUCAUUCUCUACGACAAUCGCAUUGUUUUAUACAAGAGUGAGAGCGAUGUUAUGAUAUAA
This is a messenger RNA of Sclerotinia sclerotiorum 1980 UF-70, 246 nucleotides long. RefSeq lists its product as hypothetical. The record is from RefSeq and is a predicted model, not a curated record. Lineage: Eukaryota; Fungi; Ascomycota; Leotiomycetes; Helotiales; Sclerotiniaceae. Gene Ontology annotation, cellular component: COPI vesicle coat. The coding region runs from base 1 to 246 and encodes 81 amino acids. The transcript has 3 exons. Gene Ontology annotation, biological process: retrograde vesicle-mediated transport, Golgi to endoplasmic reticulum; intracellular protein transport; intra-Golgi vesicle-mediated transport.